Molecule: messenger RNA, 6499 nt
Organism: Melopsittacus undulatus (budgerigar)
Lineage: Eukaryota; Metazoa; Chordata; Aves; Psittaciformes; Psittaculidae
Gene: LMO7
Product: LIM domain 7
Exons: 34
Coding region: 118-5784 (1888 amino acids)
Biological process (GO): regulation of signaling; actomyosin structure organization; regulation of cell adhesion
Molecular function (GO): actin binding
Source: RefSeq, a predicted model, not a curated record
AAAAGGAGGCAGCUGAAUGACAGCGGCUGCUCCCCGCGCCCCCGCCCCGCUGAGCACCGGCCACUUCGUCACUGACCCCCCUUGCACUGCACUUCCCUGCCCCGCUCGCUGCCGGCCAUGGAGGGGAGAGAGGACGCGGAGUGCGACUGCCGAGCGGCGUUCGCCGAGGCUCGGCGAUGGGUAGAGACAGUUACUGGGAAAAGCUUUGGAACCAAAGACUUUCGAGCAGCUCUGGAAAAUGGAGUCCUGUUGUGCGAUUUGAUUAACAAGAUCAAACCUGGCAUUGUUAAGAAGAUCAAUCGCCUAUCAACUCCAAUAGCUGGCUUGGAUAAUAUAAAUGUUUUUCUGAAAGCGUGUGAAAAUAUUGGACUGAAAGAAGCUCAGCUUUUUCAUCCAGGAGAUCUUCAGGAUUUGUCCAAUCGAGUUACAGUCAAACCGGAGGAGACCAACAGAAGAGUGAAAAAUGUUUUGAUUACAUUAUACUGGCUUGGGAGGAAAGCUCAAAGUAACCCUCAUUAUAAUGGUCCAUACCUCAAUCUUAAAGCAUUUGAGAAGUUACUAGGGCAAGCAUUGACUAAGGCACUUGAAGAGUCUAGCCACCUGAACAGAAGUGGCAGGGAUAGUGGAUACGGUGAUAUUUGGUACGUUGACCGGGGAGAGCCCUUUCCAUCUUCAGCUAGCCAUAAAAGAGACGAUUCCUUUGAUAGCUUGGACUCUCUUGGUUCAAGAUCUUCCACAAGCUUUUCAUCAGAUAUAACCUUGAAAGGUGGCAGUGAAGGUUGUGACAGUGACACAGACUCAGAACUGCCUUUCAAAAUGCAUGACUCCCAUAAAGAUGACAGGUCUUACCGCAGGAUUUCUGUGAUUGAACCGAAGCCUACCACUGAUUUCAAUCGCUUCUUACCCAACAAAAACAAGCAGACGUCCUAUGUGCCAGCACCUUUAAGGAAGAAGAGGACGGAGAAGAAUGAAGACAACAGGAGGAGCUGGGCAAGUCCUGUCUUCACUGACUCAGAUGGAACAUUUUCAAGUGGACAUGAAAGGAAUCCUGUAGCCUCCUGCCAAAGUAGCAAAGCAGAGUGUGGGCUCACAGAUCCAGCUUCCCUCCAGAUGAUCUAUGAGUAUGACAGUGGCUCUGAUUCAGAAGAUGAAAGAAGGCUGCCCGACCUGGUUAUGGAUGACUUAGCAAAUCGUAGAUUUCUAGUCAAAAAGAGCCCUGUAAGCUCUGCUACACCUGGACAUCAUUUCAUGUUGCGCAAUGACUCUCCUAAAUCUUGCUCGCAAGAAAGUUAUCCAGCUGGUCCACUAGCUGCAAUGCUUGAACCACUGAGUAACCAGAGGAGGCAGAGGCAGUUGGCUACUAAAGAGGAAAACAAGUCAAGAGCUAACAUUCCUUCAGAAUUAUCUGGGUAUUUUGAUGAGGACGAGGAUGAAGAAAUAGGCAUCCCAAACAUUGAGAAAGAUGAUCUCUAUUUUCGCAAGCUAAGUUCUUCAGCGGCAAACACAGUUGUUGCUUUUGACAAAUUUCUUCCUAAGUUUUGGACUCCAGAAGAGGAAUUGUUAUGGAAAAAAAUCAGAAAGUCCUCUUUCAAACCCUGGUAUAAAGAGAUUCAAGGGUUCAGUAGAAAGAAAUUGGAUUCUGAGGAGGAUUUUGCUUACAAACAAAGCUCUGCCAUUGUUGCUAAUCACCCAAGACCAAGUUUUGACUGGAACAGCAGUUGCAGAAGAGAUCAGAACUAUAAGCCAACCGCUGACUAUGUGGGAAGCUCAUUGUCACAGAUUGCAGAAGGAAAAAUCUUGGAAGCUGCUGAUCAGCCCAGUCAGUUUUCAUUACUUCAGGCUCUGCAAAAAUACUCUGACUACUUGUCUUCUGAAACGAAGACCAAAAUAGAUCCUACUUCUGGCCCUAGGCUCAUAAAAUGUAGAAAGAAUAUUUCCUUUAUACCAGGAAGCAAUCAAGGAGAUGGGGAAAACGGGUAUCUGUAUCCAGAUUUGGAAAACGAUGACUUUUUUGUUCGGAAAACUGGGGCUUUCCAUGUGAAUCAAGUUGUUCUACAAGACCCCCGGUAUUUAAAAAACUUCUCUGAGCAGGAGCCUCCCAUAGAGGGAGAGAUAAUUCUGCAACCCAGAGAGGGCCAACCUGUGAUUCCAGAUUUGGAGAAGGAUGACAUGAUUCUCCGUAAAAUCCUCUCUCAGAGGAAAGAGGUGCCUUUAUCGGGCGCUCCAGACAAGUAUCACCCAGCACUCUUUCCUGAUCCAUGGAGUCUUCCGGAGGAGAUACGGUCCAAAUUCCUGUGUUUACUUGAAAAAGACACUACACCAGAGGAGAGGAAGAGCAAUGGCAGAGUGCUGUCACCAUCUUCCCACCAUAAGAAGGACGAUAUGCUGACCCGCAAGUUAGAAUCUUGGAAGGUGGGAAGCAACGCCCAGCCAGUAAAUUUCAUCCCGGGUCCAUGCAGUGAGGAAGACUGGAAGAAGUGGGAAGCAAUCAGGGAGGCCAGCAAAGUUAGACACAAGAAACGGCAGAUGGUGGAGAGACUGUUUCAAAAGCUUUCUGAUGAGCAAGGGAGCAAAUCUUUGAAUGACGUCAGUGCAGAGGAGCUACAGUCAUUGCGCAAAAUCCGUUAUGAAGAGCUACAAAGGAUCAAAGAACAAUUACAAGAACAAGAUCUAAAGUGGCAAGAAGAUUUAGCAAAAUGGAAGAAUCGUAGAAAGAGCUUCACUUCUGAAUUGCAAAAAAAGAAGGAAGAGAGAGAAGAAAUAGAAAGGAGAGCCUCUGAGGUGUCUGAGAGGAGUACAAAGUCACUGAAAGAAAUACAGCAGGAGAGGGAAGACAGAGAUCUAGAUUCCUACAGGCAGCGAAAACACGAACACAGAUGGACAUAUUCACUGAAUGAUGAUGUGUUUAGUGAAGAAAAAGCACCUUCCACACAGUCAACAGCAAAAGACUACCUUUUGGAAGAAGAUACCACCUACAGUUCUAAGGACAGCAAAAGCACAAACGCCACACAAAAGCACAAGGAGAACCUCCCGGAGAGCUCGGCCACUCGUGAAGCUCCUACUCCACCAAAGAGCCUGGCAGAGGAGCAGAACUCGGCUCUUUUGUUUACCCGCUACUCAGCGAAUGCUCAAACUGGGUCAGCUCAGGUUUCAGCUUCUCUCCCCAGAAGUUACCAGAAAACCGAUACCUCUAGGUUAACAUCUGUGGUUACACCAAGACCUUUUGGUGUCCACUCAAGAGGAAUCUCGUCACUUCCACGGUCAUUUACGAUGGAUGAUACCCAGAAAUACAAUGGAGAAGUAGAAAAACCUAAGAGAACUCAAACUUUGCUCACUAGCAGUUCGUUUUCAGAACCAGAUUCUGCACACCCUCUCUCCACUGGUGCAUUCAAAAGCAGAGGUGAGGAGGAGGAGGAAAAAGAAGGUGUUCAGUCAACACCAUCUCCUAGUUCAGCAUUACCUGUAAAAUCCCAAGACCAAGAUGCUGGAAGCAGUAUUCUUAAACCAGAGUAUUACUGUCCUCCUGAUUCUCUUUCACUUGCAUCUUCUGCAGAAAAUGUGAGUCUGACAGAGCCUGAGGAUUCAAAAUCUCAGGAGCAGUACAGUGAAAUGAGAAUCAGUAUAAACCAGAGACCUGGCCACAGUCGCAGCUUUGGGUUUACUACAAAUUGGAGUUCUUCAGGGGUCUUCGUACAGACAGUUGAAGAAGCUAGCCCUGCAUCAGUUUGUCAGCUGCAUGUUGAUGAUGAAAUUAUUGCUGUCAAUGGCACAAAGGUUUCAUGUAUGGACUAUAGACAGUGGGAAGAAGCCAUCAACAGAGCACUGGAAACUGGAAACCUGCUCAUGGAUGUCAGACGAUAUGGAAAGAAUGAUUGGGGCAAAGACCUGCCUUCCCUGCCACAUGUAAGGCAUAAAAUCCUCAAUCUCACCAGUAUGGCUACCAACAUUAUAGGUGCAUCUGAAAAUAAAUGGAUUGAUGCAACUUCUGGAGAAAACGUUUCAAAUGUUUCCACCGUAUCAGCAAAAAGAGAUUUAUCCAGCAGCCUUCAAAGUUCUGAUACAGAAACAAAAUUGAUAAAUGGAAUGCAAGGAGAUCUUGGCUCUAAUGAACAAAGAGCAUCUGAACCUAUUUCUUUGAAAAACUUAAAAAGACGGUCACAAUUUUUUGAACAAGGAGGCCCAGAACCUGCAAUGCCUGAUCUUCCAGUCCCAUCCAUUAGCGCUCCUAGUCGUCGGGUUUGGGAUCAAGAGGAAGAACGAAAACGACAGGAAAAAUGGCAAAAGGAGCAGGACCGUUUACUGCAGGAGAAAUACAAACAGGAACAAGAAAAACUGAGAGAAGAAUGGCUACGAGCUAAGCAAGAAGCAGAAAAAGAGAGCUCAAAGUAUUUUGUUGAGGAGCAGUCUGUUCUAACCUUAAACACGUCUGUUCCUGCUCGAGCUCCGUCUGUGUCCAGCUGGAGAGCAAGCCCUGAAGCAUAUGCUCCUGAGGAGCCAGAAGGAGAUGGAGGAAGCAAGGUAGCAGCAUGCUUGUUGGGUGAGGAAGAAGGAAGGAGGAGGCAUCAGGAGGAGCAGAGGAUCCAGGAAGAAGCAGCCCUGCAUUUUGAGCAAGAAAGGGAACUCGAAGAGCUGGAGCUUGAGAGACAACGUAAAGAGAGGGAACAGCAAUAUGCUGAGGAACAAAGGCGGCGGGCAGAGAUGGAGGAACAAAGGCGGCGGGCAGAGAUGGAGGAGCAGAGGCGAAGAGCAGAGAUGGAGGAGCAGAGGCGGAGGGCAGAGAUGGAGGAGCAGAGGCGGCAGGCAGAGAUGGAGGAGCAGAGACGUCAGGCUGAAAGGCAGAAAGAGAUAUCAGUGGAGGUGCCUCAGUACCAAAGACAUUACGAACGCUAUGAAGUAUCUAAAACAAUAGAGGAUCGAGCUGGCCAUCCUGUCAUUGACAGGCAUUAUGAGCGUUAUGAAGUUUCUAAAACCAUUGAGGAGCAACCUGGACAGUCUUUUGCAGACAGGAAUAAGUCCAAGUCAACUUCAGAACUGAAUGAAUUUAACACAAUCAGAAAUGGUACCCAGAGCAAGUAUUCGGAGAGGUCCUGGAACAUGGGUGAGUCGCAGAAGAAGUCUCAGAAGGAGCACAACCUGUCUGCAGCAGAGCUGGAGAGACAGCAAAUCCUCCAGGAAAUGAGAAAGAGAACAUCUCUACACACAGACAGCAGCUGGAUUAGGCAGCGCAGUUCCAGUAUACAUAAGGAGCCCAUUAGUCUAUACAGCAGUAGUAUGAGGAGAGGGGAAUCUUUGGAUAAUCUUGAUUCUUCAAGAACAAGCUCCUGGAGGCACCACUCAUGGAUGAACCAGUCUGUCUCCUCUUCAUCUCUAUCCUCUAACCAAGAUUUUGGUCGCCCGGUGUCCACUUCAAACCGAGCCUACAUGUGCACUCCUUCCAGCAAAGCACCUCCAGUGGCCACCUCUCAGAGGGCCCCCUCUGUGUCCCAGGCAGCCCCCCGGGCUCAGUCUCCCCUCUCUGCUUCCCAGCCAGGUUCCCAGACACGCAGCAGGUCAGUCAGUGGGAAGAAAAUCUGUUCAUACUGUAAUAACGUUCUGGGCAAAGGAGCAGCCAUGAUCAUUGAGUCUCUUGGUCUUUGUUAUCAUUUACAUUGCUUUAAGUGUGUUGCCUGUGGAUGUGACCUUGGAGGAUCCCGCUCUGGAGCUGAAGUUAGGAUCCGAAAUGACAAACUCUUCUGCAAUGACUGCUAUAUCAGAUUUAAAACUGGACAACCAACCUCCAUGUGAAGCAAAUGAAGAUAUGAAACCACUGUCGCAGAUAAAAGAAGAGGUGAUUGCUGCUGAUGUAGAUCUAUAAAUAUAUGCAUUGUGUGUAUGUGUGUGUUUUCUAAGAGUAGCACUUGCUUGUCUAGUCCCCAUAGCAAUGCAUUGUAUUCUCUAUAUAACUAUUUUUAUUUAUAAGGAAGUAAUUGCAGUAAGGAAAUAUCUGGGAAAAUGCUUUCACUUUUUUGGCUUCAAAUACUGAGAGCACAAGAGAAAAUAAAUAUAUUUUCAGUAAUAACUGCAAAAUAUUUUUGAGGCUUAUAAUCAACUAGUUGACUUUCCAAUGGUAUAUGAAGAGGGUAUUUUGUUUCUGAGCUCUUGAAAUGAGCAUUAGAGAAAUAGCUUAAUAUAAAUAUAUAUUUGCAAUUGCUGUCUUUAUUUUUGACAUAUACUGAAAGUGAAUUCACUAGGUUAAUAUGAAGCUGCAUUUAAAUGCACACAAAUGUGUUUGCUUUCCAUAUGAUGGUUUCUAAAAUUACGUGCUUUUUUGGAACUUAAACACAAAGAAUAAUCUGUUUGCUCAGUGGUGUUGGCAUAAUAUUCUGUGGAAUCCAUUUAAAGGGAAAAGUUCUCUUUUCCCAGUUGAAAAAUGUAACUCACUUUUUCCUCCACAAACCGAGUGGAGAAUGGUUGUUGAAUUACAGUAUAUUUGUAAAUAAAAUUUCUGAUGUUGCAUUUA